This is a messenger RNA of Capsella rubella, 1134 nucleotides long. Its product is annotated as putative NAC domain-containing protein 94. The coding region runs from base 3 to 1031 and encodes 342 amino acids. Gene Ontology annotation, biological process: regulation of DNA-templated transcription. The transcript has 3 exons. Lineage: Eukaryota; Viridiplantae; Streptophyta; Magnoliopsida; Brassicales; Brassicaceae. The record is from RefSeq and is a predicted model, not a curated record. Gene Ontology annotation, molecular function: DNA binding.
UAAUGGUUCUAGUUAUGGAUGAUGAAGAGAGUAACAACAACGUAGAAAGAUAUGACGACGUCGUCUUGCCAGGGUUUAGGUUCCAUCCAACUGAUGAAGAGCUCGUGAGUUUCUACUUGAAACGCAAGGUUUUACACAAGUCUCUUCCCUUUGAACUCAUCAAGAAAGUGGAUAUUUACAAAUACGAUCCAUGGGACCUUCCAAAGCUUGCGGCAAUGGGGGAGAAAGAGUGGUACUUCUACUGUCCAAGAGACAGGAAAUACCGGAACAGCACGAGGCCUAACCGAGUAACGGGAGGUGGAUUCUGGAAAGCUACUGGAACAGACCGUCCUAUAUACUCAUUGGACUCAACUCGAUGCAUCGGGUUGAAGAAGUCGCUAGUGUUCUACCGUGGUCGAGCUGCUAAAGGAGUCAAAACCGAUUGGAUGAUGCACGAGUUUCGUCUCCCUUCUGUCUCUGACUCUCAUCACUCAACAUAUCCCAAUUACAAUAACAAGAAGCAACACCUUAACAACAAUAACAACAGCACUAAAGAGAUACCUUCAAACGAUGCGUGGGCGAUAUGUAGAAUAUUCAAGAAGACGAAUGCAGUAUCGUCACAAAGAUCAAUCCCACAAUCUUGGGUUUAUCCAACGAUCCCUGACACUAACCAAUACAACUCACACAACACUGCAACUCUCUUAGCUUCAUCAGACGUACUCAACCACAUAGCAACAAGACAAAACCUUAUCCCUUCUCCAGUCAACGAGCACACAAGCUUCACAGAAUCAGCAGCUGCUUACUUCGCGUCUCAGAUGCUUGGAGUUCCGUACAACAACACAUCAAGAAACAUCGGAACAGGGGAUGCUCUGUUUCUGAGAAACAGUGUAACAGGGGAUGCUCUGUUUUUGAGCAACAAUGAGAAUAACUACUUCAACAGCUUGACCGGAGCGUUGACUCAUGAGCUUCCAAACGUAAGAUCAAUGGUGAUGGAGGAGGAGGAGACGACGGUCAGUGAGAUAUCGGCGACGUCGUAUUCCACUAACAACUAAAAAGAUCAUAGCCACUACUAUUAACACUUGAAUUAAUGUAGCACAUCGCUAAUAGUAUGUAUUAAUUUUUAAAUUGUGUUUUAUAUAAAUGUUGCUUCGCUUU